UUUAAAUGUUUUGAUUGUUCAUUUCAUCAAACUUUUCACCCCAACUCCUUUCUUUCCACAAGCCUAACUAAUUGAAGGACACAAUUGAUCUAUAGACCACGCAAACAUAAUCAAAAUUAUAUAACUAGAUUUGUUAUCUUUUGGUAAGAUAUAAGAAUUCUGUCUAAAUAAAACAUCUAUCCUAAUAAAACUCUCAUUUUAAGACGGAUGGCGUCCAUUACUUACCAGCGUCCUUAAACAACAACUAAAAGACCAAAUCUUACAAAAAUACAAACGCAAAUUGAGUUGCGCCACUUUGCCUUCUUUCAGACUCUGUAAAGGCCAAAUACUCCAACCAAUCUCAAAUAAACACCAAUAAACAAAAAUAAAAAAUAAAAAAUCAAAAGAAUUCGAAUUGCAUAAAAAACUGUACAUAUUAAAAAAAUUCAUUUCAAAAGAGAGAAAAGAAAAAGAAGUAUAAAAUCUCCGCUCCUCCCUUUCCGUUAAGUCUUCAGGCACACAACCCUAGGACUGAGCUCUCCACACGCCGGCUGGAUUGCUCCUUUUUGGCCCAUAAUCAUCCCCCAAACCGAAAUCCCAGAAAAUCCUUAUCAUCAUUAUCGCCAUCAUAUUCAAUCAAUCCAUCAACCUCCCCCAUCUCCCAUGCUCAUGCUAUAAAUUCCAGUUUGUCCGCAAGCAAUCAUGAUGUAUAAGAACAUCGCAACCUCCUCACUCCUCAAAAAAGCCUCUUCCACCAGGCAUUUCAAUUCUUUGUCUUCUUCCGGUGCGCAGCGUCACGCCGUCGCCGGAGUUGAGGCGGCCUCGUCGACAGCUGUCAAUCGCACGAGCAGCGCCGCUGGUGGCAGUAAGAUUGCCGCGAGUAGCAGUGGGAAUCCGAGGAUUUCGAGCCUCUCAUCGGCGCUUAGGUCCGUUCGUUCGUCGGUACCGCGGUGGAGCCACGGCGUUGACUGGAAGUCGCCGGCGAGUUUGAGUUCUCAGAUCAGGACUCGUUCUUCCCCUCUUUCCAACGUUCUGUAUCGCAAGAUCGCCACCAUGGCAUCCGAGCAUGAAUUCAAACAAAUUCUGACCACUCUUCCGAAGCCAGGGGGCGGUGAAUUUGGAAAGUUCUAUAGCCUACCUGCUCUGAAUGAUCCAAGGAUCGAUAAGUUGCCAUACUCCAUUAGAAUCCUUCUUGAGUCAGCCAUACGUAACUGUGAUGGAUUUCAAGUUACAAAGGAAGAUGUCGAGAAGAUUAUUGAUUGGAAAAAUACAUCACCGAAGCAAGUUGAAAUACCCUUCAAGCCUGCACGCGUGCUUCUGCAGGACUUCACUGGUGUGCCAGCUGUGGUUGACCUUGCUUGCAUGCGUGAUGCCAUGAACAAACUUGGCAGUGAUUCGGACAAGAUCAAUCCAUUGGUUCCUGUGGAUCUGGUGAUAGAUCACUCAGUUCAAGUUGAUGUCACAAGGUCAGAGAAUGCAGUGCAAGAAAAUAUGGAGCGUGAAUUCCAGAGAAACAAGGAGAGAUUUGCUUUCCUCAAGUGGGGAUCCAAUGCUUUUACAAACAUGCUGGUUGUGCCUCCCGGUUCUGGAAUUGUGCAUCAGGUCAAUCUGGAAUAUCUUGGUCGAGUUGUUUUCAACACUGAUGGCAUCCUUUACCCUGAUAGUGUGGUUGGUACAGAUUCCCACACCACCAUGAUUGACGGAUUGGGUGUUGCUGGUUGGGGAGUUGGUGGUAUUGAGGCCGAGGCUGCAAUGCUUGGACAGCCAAUGAGCAUGGUGUUGCCUGGGGUUGUUGGGUUCAAGUUGUCCGGGAAACUGCGCGACGGUGUCACAGCUACUGACCUGGUUUUAACAGUCACUCAAAUGCUUCGGAAGCAUGGUGUUGUUGGAAAAUUUGUGGAGUUUUAUGGUAAUGGUGUUGGUCAAAUAUCAUUGGCUGAUAGGGCUACCAUUGCUAACAUGUCUCCUGAAUAUGGUGCAACCAUGGGAUUCUUCCCUGUAGAUCAUGUCACUUUGCAAUAUCUGAAAUUGACUGGCCGAAGUGAUGAAACGGUGGCUAUGAUUGAAGGAUAUCUUCGUGCAAAUAAGAUGUUCGUCGACUACAAUGAGCCACAAGAAGAAAAGGUGUAUUCAUCUUAUUUGGAUCUUGACCUUUCUGAAGUUGAACCAUGUCUUUCUGGACCCAAAAGACCACAUGACAGAGUACCUCUUAAAGACAUGAAAGCUGAUUGGCAUAAUUGCCUUGACAGUGCAAUUGGGUUCAAGGGUUUUGCUAUACCCAAGGAAGAGCAAGGAAAGGUGGCAAAAUUUUCAUUUCAUGGCGAGCCAGCAGAGCUCAAGCACGGUAGUGUUGUCAUUGCUGCUAUUACAAGCUGCACUAACACAUCAAACCCCAGUGUUAUGCUUGGGGCUGGUCUUGUUGCCAAAAAAGCCAGCGAAUUGGGUCUGCAGGUCAAACCCUGGGUAAAAACAAGUCUUGCUCCAGGCUCUGGAGUUGUUACUAAAUACUUGCUUCAGAGUGGACUGCAAAAAUAUUUAAACCAGCAAGGCUUCCACAUUGUUGGAUACGGUUGUACCACAUGCAUCGGAAAUUCUGGAGACCUGGAUGAGUCAGUUGCUUCGGCGAUAUCAGAAAAUGAUAUUGUGGCAGCUGCCGUGCUUUCUGGAAACAGGAACUUCGAGGGGCGUGUCCACGCUUUGACAAGAGCAAACUACUUGGCCUCACCCCCAUUAGUUGUAGCCUAUGCUCUUGCUGGAACGGUUGAUAUUGACUUCGAAAAAGAGCCAAUUGGAGUAGGAAAGGAUGGCAAGGAUGUUUAUUUUAGAGAUAUCUGGCCUACUACCGAAGAAGUUGCUGAGGCUGUUCAAAGUAGUGUCCUGCCUGAUAUGUUCAAGAGUACGUAUGAAGCUAUCACAAAGGGUAACCCCAUGUGGAAUCAGUUAUCAGUCCCAGCUUCUAAACUGUAUUCAUGGGAUCCAAACUCUACUUACAUCCACGAGCCACCAUAUUUCAAGGAUAUGACCAUGGAUCCUCCUGGGCCCCAUGGAGUGAAGGAUGCAUAUUGUUUGUUGAACUUUGGUGACAGUAUUACCACAGAUCAUAUUUCACCAGCUGGAAGCAUUCACAAGGACAGUCCAGCUGCAAAGUUUCUUCUCGAACGUGGGGUAGAACGAAAGGAUUUCAACUCUUAUGGCAGCCGCAGGGGUAAUGACGAGAUCAUGGCAAGAGGAACUUUUGCCAAUAUCCGCCUCAAGAACAAGUUGCUAAAUGGGAAAGAAGGCCCUAAAACAAUUCACAUUCCUACUGGAGAGGAGUUAUAUGUGUUCGAUGCUGCGAUGAGGUACAAGUCUGCUGGCCUUGACACUAUUAUAUUGGCUGGGGCUGAGUAUGGAAGUGGAAGUUCACGUGAUUGGGCUGCCAAAGGUCCAAUGUUGCAGGGGGUAAAAGCUGUCAUUGCAAAGAGCUUUGAAAGGAUUCAUCGAAGUAACUUGGUUGGAAUGGGUAUUAUCCCGUUAUGCUUCAAAGCUGGUGAAGAUGCAGAUACACUUGGAUUGACAGGUCAUGAGCGUUAUACCAUUGACCUUCCCAGCCAAAUAAGUGAGAUCCGACCUGGCCAAGAUGUCACUGUUAAGACUAACUCUGGAAAAUCUUUCACGUGCACAGCCCGCUUCGAUACGGAGGUGGAGCUGGCUUAUUUCAACCAUGGAGGCAUUCUACCUUAUGUGCUACGGCAAUUGUCUAAGCAAUGA
Messenger RNA from Oldenlandia corymbosa var. corymbosa, 3729 nucleotides. NCBI's taxonomy places the organism in Eukaryota, Viridiplantae, Streptophyta, Magnoliopsida, Gentianales, Rubiaceae. The record is from the annotation of a GenBank genome assembly.